Molecule: messenger RNA, 1254 nt
Organism: Arachis stenosperma
Lineage: Eukaryota; Viridiplantae; Streptophyta; Magnoliopsida; Fabales; Fabaceae
Exons: 5
Coding region: 172-921 (249 amino acids)
Source: RefSeq, a predicted model, not a curated record
UUAUACUGUUUGAAUAGAUUGGGCUGCUCUCUAUACUCUUCACUCGGAUUGGGCUUCGGCCAUGGUUAAUAUGGAAGGUCAAAACAUACGGUCGGAGUGCUCGAGGUGGAGACUGCAUUGAGCUGGGUUUUCUUUUGCACUUUGUGAGAGUUUCACCCUGAAUUCGAAGAGAUGCUAAGUUCCAUGCGACUGCAAUUGCGAUUACAACCUUCAAACGAAGGCGUUGUAGUUCCCCACUCUAAGAGCGCAUUCGCCACCAACAUUCACAAGCGUGUUAGCCUCUCGUGCAGAAAACGCGCCACACUACCACUCUCUUGCUCUUUGGCCGCACAACCACACUCUCACGCGCCACAACAACCGCUCUACACUUCCACCGUUGUGUCUUCCUCGCCGCAGCUUCCACAGCUUCGCCUCUCACAGCGCCACAUCACUCUUCUCAACGUCGUCGCUUGCGUGACAGCGAUAUGUGCCACGUGGCUAUUUUGCUCCGCAAUUCCUACACUUCUGGCUUUCAAGAGAGCAGCAGAAUCACUGGAGAAGUUGAUGGAUACCACAAGAGAGGAGCUUCCUGGUACCAUGGCUGCAAUCCGUCUAUCCGGCAUGGAAAUCAGUGACCUCACCACGGAGCUCAGUGAUCUUGGGCAAGAGAUUACUCAAGGUGUUAGAAGCUCCACACGCGCUGUUCGCUCGGCAGAGCAGAGGCUUCGCCGCUUGGCAACCAUGUCUCCUCCUCCCUCUUCAGUUUCCUUGCAGGCAAUGGUGAGUCCCAAAGCAGAGGCUGACUCAGGUGGACCUGGGGUGGCCAGAGCAGCAAGAAACAUGAGAGAGGGCGUUGUCAAGGGUCGUGCUAUCAUGAAAAUGUUCUUCACACUUGCAAGAUUCUCAAAGUUUGCUCUUAGCUAUAUAGGUGGACGUAGAUAAUGUUAAGAAUCAUAGAUAGAAGAUGAAAGUCAUCAUGGUGAGCAACCUAAGCUUGUAAGCUCUGUUUCUGUUUUUGUUUUUCUGUGUCAGUCUUUUUCUUUUGGGUCCGAAUCCCCUUCUUUUUUUCCCCUAACUAGUUAGAGAUUUAAAUUUCAGCUCUGGGAUCUAUAGUAUAAAAAGAGCGACCAUUUGCUAUCUCUUUCUUGGUGAUAUGUUGAAGUGCUGUUUGAUCAUUGAUGUGGUUGUGCACUUGUAUUAGAACACAAUAAUACCAGUGAAGAAGCUUACAAGGAGAAAUAACAAAAUGAAAAUCAUUAAAUUUAAAUAUCGGAU